Molecule: messenger RNA, 1740 nt
Organism: Symbiodinium pilosum
Lineage: Eukaryota; Dinophyceae; Suessiales; Symbiodiniaceae
Source: the annotation of a GenBank genome assembly
AUGCGCCUUGCUUGCUCAGAACACGUGCAGGUUGGUCACAUCUUCACGACGGAGGAAACUCUGUACCAGCUAGGUGCUGGCAACAACGAUCCCCAGUUUGCACCUGCUGGUGGCAUUGAGAUUCUGGGAGGUGAUGCUGAGACGAACCUGGUCACGUUGCAGGAUGGGUCAACCAGACUGCGGCUCCAGAUGAUGGGCGGCGAAUAUUCCACUGCAAAAAUCUCUCGUGGCAAUUAUCUGAGCAUGUGGCUGGAGCCAUUGACGGCAUGGCAGUUGCCGGAGACGUGUGGAGAUCGAACGGACACAAGUGUGGAGACUGGCAGCAUCCGCAUCCACUGCUUCGUUAUCAUUGGCAAUUUUCGCCGCUGCGGUGAAGUGGUCAACUGCGCAGGGAUCAAGAUCUACGAGCUGGACGUUUACAGCCUGAAGCUGCCAGCCUCUGGCGCUCUUCCCCAUCGCCUGAUGGUGCAAAUGACGAAGGAAGAUGGCACCAAGCCACAUUUCAGGGUGGCAACUGGCCGCUUCUAUAACGCACCUACCCGUGAUUUUGCAACCAUCGGGCGGGUGCUCAGCGCGCCAGAGAUGGGCCUCGAGCCGUUCGAAGGUGUGCCAAGCCACAUCCUUUACGUCAUGCUUCAGAUGGCUGUGCCACUGCGUGGGCAGGACAGGACGCGGCUUGCACCCAAUGCUCGUCCUGGCUCCUACUUUAUCAUCAAAGCCCCACCGGGCUUCCGGAUGUUGCAAGCCGUGGAGGUUAACCACACAGGUGGUGCCCUCGGCAUGGUGACUCUCACGCCUGAUGGGGAUGCAGCAUCUCGCCUCAACAACACAAUGCCACAGCCUUCCCCGACGGGCUUCGGCACGCCCGACCUGCGAGGGUGGUCCAUGCUGGGCGAGGAAGCCACGUACUCGCUUCUGGACAGGUCCUUGAUUCCGGCAAUGUCAUCGCUCGUUGUGGGCCUGCGGGUGUAUCCCGGAAACACCAGUCUGCCCAUCACGAACACUCUGAACCUGUGGUCUGUGCAGGUAUUCUCUCCUGGAGACCACAACCUGUCAAUGGUAAACUUCAGCGCAAAGUUCUAUCGUACAGGGCUGGGAGGAGUACCAGUGCUCGGAAGACUGGAAAAUGCCUUGAUCCAGCCGGUGGUUCCGAUGGUUUCUCCCAGCGCCAACCAGCCAACAAUGCAGUCGCUAAGUGUCUUCUUCCGAGCCGUGGAGGACGUCAAUGCCGGUGGAUCCAUUGACGUGGAGGCGCCUCGCGUGUUCGACUUCGGCAUAGCCUGUCAAGCUGUCGAUCUGACGGAUGGGUACUAUGUAACUGGUCCAGUCCCUUCGGUGCAUCGCCUUCCUGAGAUUGUUCGUUGUGAAAGCCACCGCGGCAGCGGCCUUAUAACAGGUCCGUACAACAUCGCCCGAAUCUACAUGGAGGGCCCGUUGAAGGGAGCAAACAUCUACGGCUUCUCGCUGACGGUGAGAAAUCCAACGCUGGAUGAAGUGUCGCAGAUCCUCUCACUGACCGAUCCAUGGUCCGACAUGGAUUGGAACAUGACGACCCGGGGGCCGGAAGGAUCUCCGGUUUGUGCCACUUACGGCGGCGCGCCUGGUGCUGCAGAUGGCAGCGGAUCCUGGCGACUUGUCAACAAGUCGAUUCCACCAAAGGCAUCUGUCAGCCUGGGCCUAGCUCGACCACUGUUAUGCUUGACUUGCCUCAAAAGGCAGCGCACUGCUUUUCUUGGUUAG